Molecule: messenger RNA, 2658 nt
Organism: Aspergillus calidoustus
Lineage: Eukaryota; Fungi; Ascomycota; Eurotiomycetes; Eurotiales; Aspergillaceae
Source: the annotation of a GenBank genome assembly
AUGAGUAAAGAUCAAAAAUACGAUUAUGAAGCCCUUCCCAUUCCCUCCUACGAAGAAGCGAUCGCCUCGCGCCCGAGCUCCUCCCGAACGCAUCUCACCUCCGACGUGGGCGACGAUCCCGAAGGCCAGGCCCUGCUUCACGAUGACCGCGAUGCCGCUGCCAGUGAUGAGCCCCAAUCUCGACCUCGUGGCUAUCACCCGCCGACGGUCGAGUCCGCUCGAAAUAGCGUCGAUGAUUUAUACUCCACGCCGCCCGGGUCGGAAAGGGGUUCGCUGGAGGAGUUGCGGGGAGAGCUUGAUCAGAUGGACGUUGAAGACCCCGGCCAACAGACAUCGCGAGGUUCCCGAUUACGGUCUAGACUUUCAAAACCCUUUAGCAACCUAACCCGAACACUGUCCUCGAUUAAUCUCCCGUUUCGUCGGUUUUGGCCAAGCUUCAAGUUCACCAUAAAUCUGAACUCGGCCCGGACGAGCUUCAACUCUAAUGGAUGCAUCAUCAUGCUUAGGUUAUUCGGCCUGCUACUCGUGGUCGCCGUCAUCUACGUCUUUGUGGUCUCCGACAUUUUCAAUUUCAACUCACGAUUUAUGAUGGGUCAGACUUACAGCGCAGCUUCGGUGGAGAACUUCGUUCAGGGUCAUAUCAACGAGACGAAUAUUGCAGAGAACCUCAAGAUCGCAACAAAAUAUCCUCAUCUUGCUGGUAGCGAAGGAAGUUUCUUUCUUGCGAAAUGGGUACAACAAGAGUUUGAGAAUGCCGGGCUGGAGGCCAUCGACAUGGACGAGUACCAGGUGUAUCUGAAUUGGCCUAAACCAGAUGGGCGGAGGGUAGCUAUUGUCGAUCCCCCAGAGCUUCGGUGGGAAGCCGUCUUGGAAGAGGACCAUCAAGACGAGAACAAAUACACACCAGCAUUUCACGGCCACUCAAAAUCAGGCAACGUUACAGGUCACCUAGUCUACGCAAACUACGGCUCUCGGGAAGACUUUCAAUAUCUGGUGGACCAAGGGAUCAACCUAAACGGCUCUAUUGCCCUAGUUCGAUACUAUGGAACCGAGACUGACCGCGCCCUCAAGAUAAAAGCCGCCGAACUUGCGGGGGCCGCGGGCUGCAUCAUUUACUCUGAUCCACUUGAAGAUGGUUUUGUCCGGGGCCCAGCCUACCCAAAGGGGCGCUUCAUGCCGUCGGAUGGUGUUCAAAGAGGUGGUGUGAGUAUGAUGUCGUGGGUAGUCGGGGAUGUCCUCUCUCCGGGGUUUGCGUCGACUCCGAAGAUGAAAACGCGAUUAAGCCACGAGCAAACGACCGGCCUACCGGGAAUACCUAGUCUUCCUUUGGCAUGGCGCGACGCCCAGAGGCUCUUGCAAGUCCUUGACGGUCAUGGUUCACAAGUACCCAAAGAAUGGAUUGGCGGUGUUCCCAAGGUAAAGCAGUGGUGGACAGGUGACGAAAAAUCACCGGUCGUGAACCUCAUGAAUCUACAGGAGGAAAAUGACAGGCAACCCAUAUAUAACGUGGUGGGAAGGAUCAUUGGAAUGGAAGAGCCCGAAAAGAAGAUUAUUGUCGGCAAUCACCGCGAUUCGUGGUGCUUAGGCGGCGCAGACCCAGGCAGUGGCACCGCUGUCUUUCUAGAGCUUGUCCGGGUCUUUGGAGAACUUCUGACGUUCGGUUGGCGGCCACUCCGGACAAUCGAAUUUGCCAGUUGGGAUGGAGAAGAGUAUAACCUGAUCGGGUCUACCGAGUACGUGGAGGACAGAAUGGACCAUAUCCGUGGAAACGCAUACGCAUAUAUCAAUGUGGACGUUGGUGUUAGCGGUACAGAGUUCGAGGCAGCUGGAAAUCCCCUCUUCGAGCGCGUCGUCAUGCAAGUCCUUGGUCGUAUAUCGGACCCCGUCACCAACGAGACCCUGAAAGACAUUUGGGAGAGCAAGAACAAGAGGUUUGCACCACUAGGAGCUGGAAGCGACUAUGUACCUUUUCAAGACCUUGCGGGAAUCUCCAGUAUAGACUUUGGGUUUACCGGAGAUCCAUAUCCGUAUCAUAGUUGCCAUGAGAACUAUGAUUGGAUGACAAAGUUCGGUGACCCAGGCUUUCAGUAUCACAAAAUCUUGGGCCAAUUCUGGGGGCUAUUGCUGCUUCAGUUCGCGGAUAACCCUAUUCUACCCUUUGAUGUCGAGGUUUACGCGGAGCACCUUGCUGGCUAUGUCAUCGACCUGGAAAACUACGCAAAGUCCAAGAAGAUUCCCAUCGACAACAGCGCCUCUGGAGAUUCUUCCGUCAACCUAACUCCUUUGUACAAUGCUACUGGAGUGCUUCGAGCAAACGCAGAGCAGUUUCAACGGUGGCCAAAGCUAUGGCACGAUGCUGUCUGGGGCGCUGGGGGUUUUGAGAACAACAUUAUAGCCCUACAACGCAUGUCUCAUAACUACCGCAUGGCUAAGCUUGAUUCUCACCUCCUGGACGACAGAUUUGGCGGCGGGAUACCAAACCGCACGCAGUUCAAACAUGUCGUUUAUGGCCCCCAGCUUUGGUCUGGCUAUGACGCAGCAGUGUUCCCAGCUAUCCAGGAUAGCUUCGAAACCCGAAAUUGGACCCUUACCCAAGAAUGGGUGGACCGGAUUGCCGACAUAAUCCUCGACGCCAGCGACAAGCUGUUGCAUGACUGA